CGUGGUCAAACUAGUUAAUUAAACAGUUGAUUAAGAUCCCGUGCUCUCAUCUCGCAAUCGAAUGGUCAGUUGAACUUUUAACUUUCUAGAAAUUUGUCACAAGAUGAUUGAUUUGUCGACCUUCGGAUGCAUGAUAAGAACACGAGACCACGUUUAACCCCUUAAAAUAAUAUAUAUAAAUAAACUCCAAAAAAAGAGGAGUUGUUCAGAAAGAGAAUUUGCCUCUCAAUAGUCUCCUCAGUCCGAUUGCCUCUCAAUACGAGCAGCUAUGGGAAUAAUCAUUCUUUUCCUACUUUGGAGUUCCUACUUUGGAGCACAGAUCUUAGCUGUUAAAAUAUGCCAGAGAGAUACCCCAGCUGGAUAUUCAUGCACAAAGGCAUCUCAAAAUCUUACAGACCAAAUGGAUUUCCCAGAAAACGCAUGCCACCUUGAAAAUUGCAAUGAAUGUCUUCUAGGGCUAAAAACGUUUAUCUGGUCAGAGGAUCAACUUUUCGUCCAGACAAUAUUCCACGAAAAGCCAUCUUCACGUGCUGGGAAUGUUUCAUACUUCCAAUGCCAUGACAGUUCCAACAAGCGCUCCGACACAUCAAUACCAUGUGAUUGUGCCCAAAACUACACGGGAACCCAGGAAUUUUGCCAGUUGAAAACAUGUGCUUUAAAUUCAACUUGUGAAUGCAACGUUCAGCACUUGCAAUAUGAUUUGCAACAUUCCUCGGAUUCCCUUUUCCUUACAAACCCAACCCUGAUAUCCGUUCCUAUAUGUCUACAUAGAAUACCAGCGCGCCAUCACCGACGUCAGUUAUUAGAGUAUGAAGCCGCGUCAUUCACGCAAAAUAACAUUACUUUACUUUUCAAUGACCCCAUAGUAACAGUUCCAGAAGAUGGUAAAUUAAUUGCAAAAGCUGCAGGCAAUGAAAUUGUUUUAAAUAUCUACAAUGAUCACAAUGUUAUACUACCAGUGGAGUUGGUAGCCUUUAAGACAAAACUCACGCUAAUUUUCAUUACUACAUCUGGUAAAGCAAUCCAUGGUGAGGUAUUGCUAGAGGGCAAAGAAAUAUGCCGAGCAUCACAGUGUUUUUUUUGUUGGACCUUUUUCCAACAAAUCCAAUGUUGGCCAUCAUAUAUAGCGUAUGGCAUAUAUUCUAUUCUUGUUUUAUUUACCCUAGUGCUCUUAAUUUUUCUAAAAUUAGCAUGUAAAGGACGCUUUUUCAUGCUGGGUGGAGCAGUCAUUGGAACAGGGAUAAGAAGACAAUUUAAUGACUUCCAUAAUUACCUCGAACUUCAAAAUAUACUAUUGCCAACACAGGCAUCGUUACUUGUGUUACUAUGCAUUUUUCCAAUGAUAUUAGCUGACUGUUCACUCAUCACAUCUGAUAUACAAAAUUGUCACACACGUGAAGGCGUGAGAAAAUGCGAUAUGUUCACUACCGCCGAAAUCACCCUCAAAGGAUUUGAUUAUGAGGCCUGCCUUUGGUUCCAGGACUCGAGAAAGAGUAAUCUACUGCAGCUUAAGUUACGCUUAGUUUCAUCACAAUGCAGCUUUUCUACAAAGCGUAAACACUUCACGUUUCCUGUCCAAGAACGUACCAUCUCACAGUUAGCAUGUCCUCAAAAUUAUCAAUGUGCAUGGGGAGAGCAUUGCGUUGCCGGAAAAGAAUUUGAAGGGCUCCCCGACGAAAGCCUCACCUACCCAGGUUUUAAUGCUUGUCAUCCGUCAAGUGUAGGGAGUGGAUGCAUAAUUCUAUCCAGAAUGGGUUGCCUGUUUUAUAGAUUGUUCUUUGUUCCGGAUCUGUUGAAUUCUUAUAAGGUCCGCAAAAUCAUUGGACACCAUUGCACCUAUACUAUAGCGGUGGAACGAGCCAGGAAUAUGUCCACGGAACUCCUCACACUACAGCCAACCGCCGUCACUUCUGAUGGCAUAUUUCUAGAAAUCUUAGGUUCUUACAAUCAGCCUCCGCUCCAUCUAUCAGAUUCCCUAGUGCUUCGAGUAGGUGAUCCUUCCGAUGCAUAUCUUAUACAGUCCAGUCCUCAAAACCAUCCAACCGCAGAUAUGGUUGGGCAAGUACAAGCUAACACGAGAUACACAAAAGAUUUUAUUUUUGACAAGGACAUAGUUACCUGUAAUUUUUUUGAAAGCACGCUACGUUGUGAAAAACGACCAGAUGGAUUGCAAACCAUGAUUUCAACAAAAGAGAAUUCUCUUCCUCUUACACGAGAUAUGCACCUGCUAGCGGUUGAAAAAGGUGUACUGAAGUCGAACUUACUUUCUUCGGCACCAGUAAGAGUGCAACUUCAUUUUAAAAACUAUAAAAUAUCACUAGAACACAAUGAAAUAUGUCCGAAAAUAACCUCUAAAGAUAUUAAAUCAAAAGGUUGUUACAGCUGCCAAAUUCUAAGUAAAAUGUACAUAACAGCUCUUUCCAAUUGCCAAGCAGGUACAGUACCUGUAGAAUUUCAAGUUCUACAGUUACAUACACAAAGCCUGUAUUUAGAAACUGAACCUAGGGAAUUUAAUAUUCAAUUCUAAGCGGAGAAAAGUGCUAUGAUGAAAAGAUAUGUUUGGUUUCAAGUAAUAUGAAACAUUGUCAACUAAUAUCUUUCUGUUUAAAUGAGCCAAGCCUUAAUUUAAUUCAAUUAAAUACUUCUUAUACAAAAUCUUACGUACAAAGCGAUUCCUCCGGUACAGAUUUUUUUUCAGUUUCUUACAAUGCCUACAUUUACUGGUAUUUUUUAUUCCUUAAAAUUUAUAGGGGCUGUCCUUCUAA
Parasteatoda tepidariorum (common house spider) is the source of this 2765-nucleotide messenger RNA. RefSeq lists its product as uncharacterized. The record is from RefSeq and is a predicted model, not a curated record. Lineage: Eukaryota; Metazoa; Arthropoda; Arachnida; Araneae; Theridiidae.